This is a messenger RNA of Rubroshorea leprosula, 1062 nucleotides long. The record is from the annotation of a GenBank genome assembly. NCBI's taxonomy places the organism in Eukaryota, Viridiplantae, Streptophyta, Magnoliopsida, Malvales, Dipterocarpaceae.
ACAAUGACCAGCAAACUUCCUGCUGCCGUGGCUAUUCUCUUCGCACUUCUUCUUCCUCUUCCCCAAACCUCUGAGGCCGCCACCGGCGGCGCCCUUAUUAUCUACGGGGCCAAAACGGAAAUGAGGGGUCCCUAAAUGACACUUGUGCUAGCGGUAGAUAUGACAUAGUUAAUAUCGCUUUCCUAUAAAAAUUUGGCGGUGGCCAAACCCCAGAUAUCAAUCUUGCUGGUCACUGUGGCUCGUGGACUCCCGAUGGCUGUACUGGAGAUAUCAUACUGCCAGCAGCUUGGAAUCAAGGUGCUGAUCUCCAUUGGCGGUGAAACCGAUACCUACAGCUUGACUUCUGUGGAGGACGCACAGGACGUGGCAGAUUAUAUAUGGACCAACUUCCUGGACGGAAACACGUCCACCGGCCCGCUUGGAGCCGCCAUACUCGACGGUGUCGAUUUCGCUAUAGUGUUCGGCGAUAGCCAGUACUACGACAAUCUCACAUACUUCUUGAAAGCGUACGAUCAGAAUGUGUAUUUGACUGCAGCACCACAGUGCCCAUAUCCUGAUGCUCACUUGAACAUCGCCAUUUCUACAGGUCUCUUCGACGCUGUUUGGGUUCAAUUCUACAACAAUCCCCCGUGCCAGUAUAGUUCAGGUAACAUUGAUAACAUUAUCAAUUCCUGGAACACAUGGGUUUCCUCAACAAUUGCAGGUAACAUAUCUUUGGGGUUGCCGGCGUCGAAUGAUGCAGCGCCGUCGGGGGGGUUUAUUCCGGAAGAUGUUCUCAUAAAUCAGAUCCUUCCGGUGGUGAAACAAUCGGACAAAUACGGAGGCGUUAUGCUUUGGUCUAGGUACUAUGAUCUUCCAAGUGAUUAUGGGGCAAACAUUAAGCCGUAUAUAUACAAGGAUGAGCUUAAUGUGGAAGAAUUAUUAGUCUCCUCUUCUUAAUUAAUUAAGAGAUGUAAUGUUGUGCUCUAAGGAUGCUGGGCUCUGGAAGAGUCCAAGUUAACAUCUGGUGAUAAAUAAAAUUAGCGUUUUAGUCAUUGGUGUUUGAGAAUGGCCAUUAAUUUA